GGUUAGGGCUAGGGUUAGGUUAGGGUUUGGGUGGGAUUGUGGGGAUGGAAGAGAACGCUGAGCUCGAGGAAGGAGAGGCUUGCUAUUACAGGGAUGACGACGACAAGAUCAUUGACCCUGACAUCUCUCUCUCUUACAUCGAUGAGAAGAUCCGAAAUGUUCUUGGCCAUUUUCAAAAAGAUUUUGAAGGCGGGGUUUCUGCCGAGAAUUUGGGGGCAAAAUUUGGUGGCUAUGGCUCCUUUUUACCUACCUAUGAACGCUCACCUUCUAUUUGGUCUCGCCCAAAGACUCCACCAAAAAACUACAAUGCUCCCAGAUCUCCUAACAAUUUACCCAUCGAGGGUGCCUCUCAGAAUUUGAAAGCUCCCUCGAAUAAAGCCCCAUCUUUGAGGCUCGGGACUGCUUCCUGUAGUGCCCAUCCAUUGCAUAAUUCAAGAGUUCCUUCUGCAGAUGUUCCCAUCAAACAAAAUCAAGUUGCUGAGAAGAGUCCCUUGAAAAAUGAAAGUUCCAACAGAUCAGGCAAUCUAACUGACCAAAGAACGCUGAAGGUUCGAAUAAAAGUGGGUUGUGAUAACUUGGCGAGGAAGAAUGCAGCAAUUUAUAGUGGUCUUGGACUUGAUGACUCCCCAAAUUCAUCAUUGGGGAACAGCCCGGAGGAAAGCGGAGGGAUGUCACCCAUAUCUCAAGAGACGACUGAUAUGUCUCCAACUGGCAUCAUUCAAGCUAUGACUUCCUUCCCCAUCCCUGGGGGCGUACUGAUAUCACCUAUUCAUGACAGCCUGCUUUGCUUGGUGAAAAAAGAAAAACUUUGUAGUGUCAGUAAACCCAUGCCACCCCUCAAUGGUCGUCAAGAACACUCUGCCAUUUUAGUAGAUGAGUUAUUUUCAAUGAUGGGGAAUAGAAAAGAGUUGAAGGAAAAGAAAACGAAAUUAGCAGCAAAAAGUGAAAGGCAGUUGGAAGUGAAGCAUGAGAAUGGUACAUGUUUUGAGGAUGACAUGUCCUUACAAACAAAGAAAAUUUCAGUAAAUGAAACCACUGGAGGUAAGGAGUUUUUGUCUGGUGACUUGAAAAGCACUCACGUUUCCAAGUCAGAAAGUGAUGUUCGUGACUCUCUCAAAGUGGCUGGUGGGGCAUCUGAAGUUUUUAGGGAGGGUAACAAGAAUGGUGGAAAGGGUAGAUUACGUAGCUCCGACUUAGUGAAAGAGGAAGCUUUGGAGUCAAUAUAUGGUGAGGACUGUAGCAAGAAUGAGAAAGGAAACCUGAGGAGUAGUUUAGUGGAAAAUGUCCAUGGAAACAGAGUGCUAAAUCACCACAAGGAUGUUUUAAUUGACCGUAAAGAUGAUGACAAUUGUCAUAAAAUCUCUCCCUCCUUGCAGGGUUACUCUGAUGGGUCAAAAUGUAAGGAAGAUCUAAAUCCUAAAAAAGAGAAGGUUGGUUGGAAAACUGAAGAUGAUGAAAUUAGUGUUUCAUUUAAGACAGAAAGGGUCUCAUUUGAAGGAAAAAACAAGUCAAAGGGGGCACAAAGUAAUGGCAAGCCAGUUGCUGUUUCAACAAAGGAAAGCCCGAGGUUUGGUGCAAGUGCAGAUUUAAAUAAUAAAAAGAAUACUGGUUAUGUUGUUGCUGACUGUAAUGGUAAAAGUCAAAGGAUAAAGUCCCAGAAGGAUGAUAAGGGCAGGGAUAAUCAUAGAGAUUCAUUGUUGGUACCGAAUUUGGAACAGAAAGAUAAUCAAAUGGAUCCAGUGAGGAGGUCUUCUGGUGAUAGACCAAAGGAUGCUAAUCUUGAUUCUGUUGGAAUGCAACAGAAUGCAUUCUUAGAUAAACGAAAGGGAAGGUUAAGUGGUAAGAAGGUUGAGCAGGAUAUAUCUGGGGCAUCUAUAAAAGAUGCUUCAAUUGUGCGUCCUAUUACAGAAACUGGACUCACUUCUGAGAUGGUGCCGCCAAUGGCAGCUCCUGUGCUUAUAGAAGAGGAUUGGGUACAGUGUGACAGAUGUCAGAAGUGGCGGCUUCUACCCUUUGGUACAAAGCCAGAGCACCUCCCUGAUAAAUGGUUGUGUAGCAUGCUAAAUUGGCUGCCUGGUAUGAACCACUGCAACAUUAGUGAGGAGGAGACAACGAGAGCCCUCAACGCAUUGUAUCAAUUACCAGUUUCUGAGAGUCAGAACAGCUUACAACAUCAUAUCAGUGGAACUGCAUUGGGACUAUAUUCAGGUGAUGUCCACCAUCUUGACCAGAAUCACGAGAAUGUCAGUGCCCAAGCCGUUUCUAAUAGAGGAAAGAAAAAACAUGUUUUAAAGGAAAUAGCAAAUGCAGGAAACUCGGGUGGCCCCUUUCAGAUCUCAAAGUCCACAAAGAACAAGCUACAAGAAUCUACAAAAAGGAGCAUAAAUGGCAAGAACCAGCAUCAUGCAGAACUAAAUCUGAUGAAGAAAUCUAGUUCUCAACAUUUGAGUAAGAAGGGCAACUUGGUUGUGGAUAAAGACAUGCUUAGUCAGAAAGAAAAGCCAAUUAAUGGAGGUGAUGCGAAACAAAUAAAAGUGAAAAGCAAGAGGGAAGCUGAUGAAUACGAAGGUGGAACCUCCAAGAAGUCCAAGACAGAGGAUAUGUCCUAUGUUGAUAAACAUCGGACCUCCAAAAUGGACCCUGGUAGGGGGCAUAUCAGUGCAAGUACUGCUUUGCCAACUAAGGGAAGUGGGGAGGAUAUGCGGAAAUAUGAUGAAUACUGUUUAUCUGAGAACACAAGGUUGGAUGUAAGGGACAAGGUGCUAGGUUCUGUUAAGAAACUGGGAGACCAAGCUCAGGUCUUGUCUGAUGGUGGAUCAUUGGAUAUGAGAAUGUGUAGUAAAAAGGAUGUUUCUUUGAAGAAAAGGAAAUUGGAGCUGGAGGACGGCAAGAAUGAAAUAGAGACAUUUCAAAAUUCUGCCCAUGAUGGCAGUGUAUAUGAGAAAGAGGAAAGUAGUGAGAGUGGAUUGAGGAAGGAAAAGAAGUUAAGGGUUUCAAAGACUCAGGUGAAAGAGUCCAACACUAAUGAUUCUGAUGAUAAGUCGCACAAAAAAGGUAGGAUGUCAGAAAUUCUCUUAUCAGGCAUUAGAGAUCAUCCAAGUGAUACUAUGGAAGAAGUCAGGAGAAAUGAUAAGGAGCAGCAACUCAGAAAACAUAAAAAGAAGAUUUCAUCUCAACCGACUGUGGAUGUUGUAGAAUCAUUAAGAAGGGAUUUAGGAUCUGGACAGGUUUCAGUGGCAGCCACUUCAAGCUCUUCAAAGGUUUCAGGAUCCCGUAAAACUAGAGCCAACGUUGAAGAACUGAAAGGUUCUCCAGUGGAAUCAGUUUCCUCUUCUCCCUUGAGGGCCUCUAAUUUAGACAAGUUUACAUCUGCAGGAGGGUACAUUACAGGGAAAGAUGAUGCUAUUCAUAGUGGUCUCUCUAUGAAGGGUGAUUUCAGAAGAUACUCGGAUGGGGAUAAUACUGCUGAGAUUAAUCUGCCUGGGACAGUGAUUCAUAAUUUUUCUGUGCUUGAGUAUAGGGAUGGAGAUGCUAUUCACAAGUCCAGUGGUAAAGCCAAGCCUUCUUCUGAUGUUGGGAAUAGCCGUAUACUUAAUGGUGAUGUUGAUAUUGUACAGCAAAAUGUCCGGUUCCUCAAUGAUCUGCAUGCUCCAGAACAUGGCUAUAAUGAGGAUGGGGUGAAGAAGAACCACCAUGACAAUUCAGUUCUGCAGAAAUCUGGUAAGGGUACCACUUCACGACCUAAGGGCAGUAGCAGAAGUUCUGAUAGAGAUAAAAUGAAGGUUUCUGAUCCAGUUAAUGGUUAUACAAAGAAGAACCAUAGGAGUGACUCGGUGUGUGACCCCAGUCACCGAGUUCCUGUUCAUGAAACAACAGCUAAUGCUAAACACAGUUUUCCUAAAAAUCCAAACACCAAGUCUGUCAUGGAUGAGAAGAAUCACGUUAGUAGGAGGGAUCCUGUAGGACAAUGGUCAAGUGGGACUCAAAUGGAAAUCAAGCUAAAACAAAAAGAGUAUGAUAGUUUGGAUAUGAAAUCAUGCGCUCCAUGUAGUAGAAAUGUGAAGCUUGCCCCCCAGCUGAGCCUGAUUCAGGAUUUUGAGGGUGAUAAUAAAGCUGAUCCAACACAAAUAGAGCCAAGAAAUGGGAAAUCAAAGUUGUUCUCACUUUCCGAUGGUGAAAGUAAACUAGAAACAGUAUCCCAGGGUUGGGGAACUGUACCAGGACCUCAGAAAGGAGAUAUGUUUGAUGGAUGUCCUAUUGAUGCACCUGGUGAUGUGUCAAAGGCAUUAAAACAUUCUGGGACUGUUAAUAACAAUGGAGUUAACCACAAUUUGGGAUAUCUUGUGCCUGAUAGACAAGGGGUCAGAGAUCUCAAUGCUUCAAGUCCCGUGAGAGUGAUCUCCUCCAGCCAGAUUGCUACUAACACCCUGAAAGAAGCCAAAGAUCUUAGAGACACAGCAGAUCGUCUUAAGAGCUCUUGCUUUGGUUUUGAAAGUAAUGAGGCUUACUUCCAAGCUGCCUUGAAGUUUCUUCAUGGAGCGUCACUUCUAGAAACUUGCAAUAGUGAGAGUGGCAGACAUGGGGAGAUGAAUCAAAUUCAAGCGUACGGCACUGCAGCUAAACUUUGCGAACUUUGUGCCAUUCAAUAUGAAACACGGCAAGAGAUGGCUGCUGCUGCUUUGGCCUACAAAUGCAUGGAGGUGGCAUACAUGAGGGUGGUUUAUCAUAAACAUUCUAGUAUGAACAGAGAUUGGCACGAGUUGCAAGCAACAUUACAAAAAGUGGUUCCUCAAGGUGAAUCUCCAUCAUCUUCCGCUUCGGAUGUUGAUAACUUAAAUAGUCAAGCACCUGUUGAUAAGAGUAAUUUAUCGAAGGGUACUGGUUCUCAUGUUGCUGGAAGCCAAGUCAAUCUUGCUCGAAACCGCCCAAAUUUUGUUCGCCUGCUUGACUUCACACAGGAUGUAAAUUUUGCAAUGGAGGCCUCUAGAAAAUCCCAUAAUGCUUUUGCAGCUGCUAAUGUAAUCCUCGAAGAGGAACAGAAUAGGGAUUGCAUUACUUCUGUUAAGAGAGUCGUUGAUUUCAGCUUCCAAGAUGUAGAGGAGCUAGUACGGCUGAUUCGGCUUGCAAUGGAGGCGAUAAGUUGUUCAGGCUUCGGUGGGGCUAGAGACUAAGUAACCCUGUAUAUAUAAUGUUUUUUUUGUUUUUUUUUUUUCCCAGUUUUGUUUCCCCUAGUGAGCAGUCAUCAAGAAAAGAAAGGGGAAAAAGAUGCCUACAUAUACCUGCCCUUGGAAACCUGCAAAGUGGCAGGUCACCGACUGUUUGUUGCCCCUCUGUACAUGUGUACAAAUUGAGAUUGAUUAGCAAAUUUUGUGUUGUAUUUUUGAAUGUUGAGCUAGUUCUUAGAUAAGGGCAAGGCAUGUCACCCCUAAGUUUCAUGGGUUGGGAAAAGAGGCAUGGAAUUCUUACUAGUUUGGCAACAGAAUUCAGAGGUUAUGUAUUA
Alnus glutinosa is the source of this 5500-nucleotide messenger RNA. Its product is annotated as cysteine-tryptophan domain-containing zinc finger protein 3-like. The record is from RefSeq and is a predicted model, not a curated record. NCBI's taxonomy places the organism in Eukaryota, Viridiplantae, Streptophyta, Magnoliopsida, Fagales, Betulaceae. The transcript is spliced from 11 exons. Gene Ontology annotation, molecular function: zinc ion binding. The coding region runs from base 45 to 5171 and encodes 1708 amino acids.